AUGCUGGCGUGGCUAAAGGCGAUGGAUGACCGCCUUGAAACCCGCUUUGAAGCCCGUAUGGAAGCGCUCGAGGCCAUUGUCAGACAAAGUAAUGAACUCAAUAGGCGGGCCUAUGAGAAGAGUACUAGAAGGUUAGACGACUUUGAAGCAGUGAGUAGAACAGACAACGGCUCUGUACGUAUAAAACUGGACACUCUUGUUAAGCGAGUGGACCAUAUGGCUUCAGAGCAUAGUGUCCUUCUGGCCAAAGUGGAGCAAGUUGCUGCUGCUCUCCGUGACAGCCACCGUUCUAUGCCUACGGGGUCGACGGUAACAGUGGGGCGUUUGCCACUCUGCUCUCAAGAGAGCCUGUCCAAUUUCCUCGACCGCUUUAAGUCGGACAAAGACUGUCAGCAACAAACGGUCGAUGGCUUAAUCAAGAUUUGCGGACGGAGUGCGAAAGACACUAUAAGAAGCAUUCUAUCGCGGAUUUUAGGCCCGCCCCUUAUCUUGCAAUUUACUUAUUCGGGGGCUGCUAAGAACAAAAUGUCCUUUAGUGGAAGCCCUCUGCACGCUGUAUUUUGUGGUAGGUUUACAUUUGUGUCACGACGUUCAGAGGCCGUCCGACAACAUCCUCACUUACGCAAUGUUGAUGACGACGUUGUCCGCAAUACCGUCAUAGAAUGGUUCCACGGGUCUCGGGACCGCUAUGGUGGUGUGCGCGGGAAACGAAAAGAUGUUGUCCAGGGAGGAUUCUUGGAUUUACUGAACUCUGCGAACACGGAAACCGCCACUCUUCAUGCAUGUGAACCAAGUACUUCAGAGUAUGAAAAACCCUCCAUACUUGAAGGAAUUGAUCCCAAAUAUAAUGACCAUUCGCUUAAUGAACAGUGA
Molecule: messenger RNA, 873 nt
Organism: Dibothriocephalus latus
Lineage: Eukaryota; Metazoa; Platyhelminthes; Cestoda; Diphyllobothriidea; Diphyllobothriidae
Source: the annotation of a GenBank genome assembly